AUGCGGGAACGGAGCCGGAGGCGUAGCACCGGGAAAAGGCGCGCAAGGGGUGGACAAGCGGGGGGGAGACAAGGGGCUGAGCAGAAACAGGGGGCCGGAAGCGGGGCGGCCAAGAACACCCAAACCGUCGGCCAGCGACGGCGCAAACCGCGGAGCAAAACAUCCAGGGCCACCGACAAAGCCGCAGCGGGCACGGCCCGGCAAAGAGAAGCGGACCCCGGGACGGGGAGGAAGGCAAGCGCGCGAGGGGGAAAAGGCAAGAGAGACGCGGCCGCGGAGUCCACGAAGCCAACACGCAGGGCGGGCACGGGAAGCGGGGGCCAAAGGGGAGCGGAUAACGGAAAGACGCGGCCGCCAGAAGAGAACGGGCCAAGAAGGAGGGGGGCCCGAGCGGGGCAGCGGCGGCACCGUCGGGGGCCGCAAAAGGGAAGGCAGGCCCCCCCGCAGAAGCAGGCAACCAGGGGACCGGGCGAGAGGAAGCCCCGAGGCCAGGGCCGCAGGACCACCCGGAGCCGGCAGACCCGGCGGAAGGCAAAAAGACGAGCAAAGGAAGGAAGCGGAGCCGGAGCGCACGGCGCGAGAGCGACCGACCGGAGCCGGAGGAGCCAAAGCGGGGGCCUCGGCGGCGGGCGGCCGCAGGAGGCGCAGGGAGCGGAGGCGAAGCGGGCCCAGGCAGGGGGCACCGGGGGACCCAGACAGCACACCGCCGGCAGGAGGGCAGGGGCGCGGAGGGGGGGGCGAGGGGGGGGCGGGGCAGGGCAGGGCGCGCCCAAGAGCAGCCCAGAGGGACAGGCAAAUGCGGGGACACCGAAAGGCGGUUGCGCCGUGAGCUGGGCAAACCACCACACGCCACGGGUCCCCCAGAAAGAGCCGAAGGACGGACAACCGGCGGUCCCAAAUGACCAAAGAAGAAUAGUGAGGCGGACCCCAACCCCCGUGGCGAGGAGGCAGGGGGCCCGGGAGGGAGGGGGGACGGGCCGAGAGCGGGCCAGCCCAACCAUCGCCGGCAGGGCCCACCAACCGAGGCCGGCGACGGAGGGGAGGGAAAAGGCGCGCUGGCCCCCGAGCUGGGGCAAGAGGAGCGGCACGGAAACAGAAGAGGAGGAGCGACGAAUUGCCCGCAGCAGGAGUGGGCCAAUAGCGGGCCCCGCGAAGGGUGGCGCAGUGCACGCGAGGGUGAACAGCUGGCAGGGGGCCGAGGACCAGCAGGGCAAAGUAGGGACGAGCCGAGGAGAAGCGCCCCCAGGGCCGAUGGACCAGCGGGCCCAGCCGGAGCGUGCCGGGUGA
Ipomoea nil (Japanese morning glory) is the source of this 1287-nucleotide messenger RNA. RefSeq names its product spidroin-1-like. NCBI's taxonomy places the organism in Eukaryota, Viridiplantae, Streptophyta, Magnoliopsida, Solanales, Convolvulaceae. The coding region runs from base 1 to 1287 and encodes 428 amino acids. The record is from RefSeq and is a predicted model, not a curated record. The transcript has a single exon.